This is a messenger RNA of Zygosaccharomyces rouxii, 1113 nucleotides long. RefSeq names its product zinc-dependent alcohol dehydrogenase. Gene Ontology annotation, molecular function: zinc ion binding; oxidoreductase activity. Bases 1 to 1113 code for a protein of 370 amino acids. NCBI's taxonomy places the organism in Eukaryota, Fungi, Ascomycota, Saccharomycetes, Saccharomycetales, Saccharomycetaceae. The record is from RefSeq and is a predicted model, not a curated record. The transcript has a single exon.
AUGCUUCGUACAAGAACGCUUUUAUCAAGAUUCGGCCCAUUUGGUCAAUUGAGACUAUCUUCAACUAUUUCCAUCCCAAGCACACAGAAGGGUGUCAUCUUCUAUGAAAGUGGUGGGAAAUUGCACUACAAGGACCUCGCGGUCCCCAAGCCACGUAACAACGAAAUUUUGGUGAAUGUGAAAUACUCCGGUGUCUGUCACACAGACUUGCACGCUUGGAAGGGUGACUGGCCAUUGGAUACAAAACUACCUCUUGUUGGUGGUCACGAAGGUGCUGGUGUGGUCGUCGCCAAGGGUGAAAACGUCAAGAAUUUUGAAAUUGGCGAUCUAGCAGGUAUUAAGUGGUUGAACGGAUCCUGUCAAUCCUGUGAGAUGUGUGAAAUGGGUCACGAGUCUAACUGUGCACAUGCGGAUCUAUCGGGUUAUACUCACGAUGGUACCUUCCAACAAUAUGCGACUGCUGAUGCUAUCCAAGCUGCACACAUUCCAAAAGGUACCGACCUAGCAGGUGUGGCUCCAAUUUUAUGUGCAGGUGUCACCGUCUACAAGGCAUUGAGGAGCUCAGGUGCAAGACCUGGUGAAUGGGUUGCUAUCUCCGGUGCUGCUGGUGGUCUUGGUUCAUUGGCAACUCAAUACGCCAGGGCAAUGGGUUUGAGAGUUGUUGGUAUUGAUGGUGGUGAAGACAAGGCUAAAUUGUUCAAAUCUCUUGGUGGUGAAAUUUUCAUCGACUUCACCAAGGAGAAAGAUAUCCCAGCCGCUAUCUUGGAGGCAACCCAAGGUGGUGCUCACGGUGUUAUUAACGUUUCAGUUUCUGAAAAGGCAAUGUCUCAAUCUGUUGAAUACGUUAGACCUCAAGGUACAGUUGUGCUAGUCGGUUUACCAGCCAAUGCUGUUAUCAAGUCUAAUGUCUUCAAUCACGUCGUCAAGUCUUUCUCUAUCAAGGGUUCUUAUGUGGGUAACAGAGCCGAUUCUAGAGAGGCCGUAGAAUUCUUUUCAAGAGGUCUGGUAAAGAGUCCUAUCAAGAUUGUUGGAUUGAGUGAAUUACCAAAAAUUUAUGAAUUGAUGGAAGCUGGUAAGAUCUUGGGUAGAUACGUUGUAGACACUUCCAAAUAA